CCCCGAUGCCAACACAUUAACCUACAAUCGAUCUAAGACCACCCUAUGCAGCUACGCAGUUCCGGUUAAACGUCAAAUUCGGGCUGUUUUUCAGCAGUAGAAUACAGACCGGACUGACGGGUCUGCAACAGAAGAGCACCCUUCCAGGGAACAGGCUACAAAAAUGUCUUUCAUAUUUGAUUGGCUGUACAGAGGAUUCAGCAGUGUGUUACAGUUAUUAGGACUCUAUAAAAAGUCUGGGAAAUUAGUAUUUCUUGGAUUAGACAAUGCUGGAAAAACAACAUUAUUGCACAUGCUUAAAGAUGAUCGACUUGGGCAACAUGUUCCAACACUUCACCCUACAUCUGAAGAACUGAGUAUUGCUGGGAUGACUUUCACAACAUUUGACCUGGGUGGACAUGCUCAAGCAAGAAGGGUUUGGAGGAAUUAUCUUCCAGCGAUAAAUGGGAUUGUGUAUCUUGUUGACUGUGCUGACCAUGAACGUCUACUAGAGGCCAAAACUGAGUUGGAUGCCCUCUUAACUGAUGAAACCAUCUCCAAUGUGCCAAUCCUUAUUUUGGGGAAUAAAAUCGACCGUCCAGAAGCAAUUAGUGAGGAUGCGCUGAGAGGAAUGUUUGGUCUUCAUGGACACACCACAGGAAAGGGGAAUGUAUCACUGAAAGAACUGAACCUGAGGCCAAUGGAAGUCUUUAUGUGCAGUGUGUUGAAGAGACAAGGAUAUGGUGAAGGUUUUCGAUGGAUUUCGCAAUAUAUUGAUUAACAUAUUUAAUGUGUUUAUUAAUUAAAAACCUGUGUAUCCUUAUUUAUUAAUUGAUUAUUUAUGAAUUAAUGAAACUAGUAACCAGGGGUGUUAUAUAUAUUAUCUGAGCCUAUAAAAUCCAGUGUGGUGAUAGAGAAGUAUCUGAGAUAUGCAUUAAUUCAAGCUACAGUAGAAAUUACUUACAUAAGUUACAUUUACCUUAGCAAUAUGCUGUUCCCUUUUCUAAAACCAGGGAUAGAAAUAGUUUGCUUUAACAGUUGACUGAGCUGGGUUAUUUUAAGAGUCGGCAUCAAGUUACAGAACACUUUUUUCAAUCCAGUGUGGAUUUGCAUCAGUGAAAGGUAAACAUACCAUUGAACAUUUAAAUCAAGGAUUUUAAUCAGGUGAACAUCACUUGUGCUGUGUAAUUCUGAUGUGAAAUCAUCAGAAGAUAUAGAAUCAGUGUUUUUGUUUUCAUGUUACAUUACCUCAGUGCCUUAAUGUUGGUGUUUUUUUCCCCUAGUUCUGUAUUUGCCACCAGUUCAAAGGAAAAAAACUUCUGAAGUGAUUUAGUGUGCAAUGCCGGUGCCAAUGGAUACAUGCUGGCUUACAAAAUUACCUGAGAUUUAAAAUGAAAUAUUUCUAUCUAAUAUAUAAAAAGUGCAAAUAUUUGAUUUGUAUGUAGUAUUUUGAUACUUUUAAGACUGUGGUUAUGUAGCACUCAGUUUACAUUAGCCUGUUUCAACACUAAACUACCCGACUGUGUAAUGA
This is a messenger RNA of Carassius carassius (crucian carp), 1510 nucleotides long. RefSeq names its product GTP-binding protein SAR1b-like. Gene Ontology annotation, cellular component: endoplasmic reticulum exit site; COPII vesicle coat. Gene Ontology annotation, molecular function: GTP binding; GTPase activity. The record is from RefSeq and is a predicted model, not a curated record. Gene Ontology annotation, biological process: endoplasmic reticulum to Golgi vesicle-mediated transport; vesicle organization; intracellular protein transport. Lineage: Eukaryota; Metazoa; Chordata; Actinopteri; Cypriniformes; Cyprinidae. Bases 164 to 760 code for a protein of 198 amino acids. The transcript has 7 exons.